Messenger RNA from Babjeviella inositovora NRRL Y-12698, 940 nucleotides. RefSeq lists its product as uncharacterized. NCBI's taxonomy places the organism in Eukaryota, Fungi, Ascomycota, Pichiomycetes, Serinales. The transcript has a single exon. The record is from RefSeq and is a predicted model, not a curated record. The coding region runs from base 232 to 492 and encodes 86 amino acids.
GUAAGACCUCUCCCUGUGUGACCUACACCAACCCACACUUCCAUGGGAUAGUUGUCAGGUUGAAAUUAUCCCCGUUAUCACUAGUUCAUGUCUGUAAAUUAUUUGGAUGUAGACUUAAGUUCAUUCUAUUGCUAAUCUCACAGUCGACCGGUUGCAUAUACAUGACUACCUGCAGAUACAAAAUGUGUACGCUUGUCGGAGAAACCAAACUAAGGGAUUCAUGAGCCUGUCAUGGAACGUACAAUGAUAUACACGGUAUCCAAGACAGACGGAAACCUGAAGGUUAGUGAAUCAGGACUCAGACAACGUACAUUGAGAACUUUACGAAUAAGAGUGGAGUAUACUUCAGAAAUUCCUGGCCAUGGAGAUAUACCUUCACGUUCGUGGGAAGCAACUAAUAGAUACCCGUUUACCGGAACAAUCACAUACAUGUGUUUUUGGGGAAAAGCAUUGGAGCCGUACCGAUACAUGUAUCAGAAACUAAUCAAUUAAUACCGCGAUGGACCCUCCACAUAGGACAUCUGAACAUAGGCAUGUGACAGCAUGCCGGGGGAGAGGAACGGGGUGAUUGCUGCAUUUCUGUUGUUUCAGUUGACGCAAUGAAUCAAAGGAUGGGAUGCCACACUCGAAAGAGGUGUCUCAUAUGGUCAGGGACAUAUAUGUGAGCGGAUUUACUAUUAGCUAAGCGACAAAUCACUGAGUCACAGUAUUGAUAAGAUAGACUAUCUAAGUUGCUACUGUCACUCCGGGGCCAAGAAGGGUCAGGUUGAUAUAUGUACUAUGUUGAUACUUACUGAUGUCGCUAAGAAAGUUGGCUAAGAUACUAACAAGCAUGUGGAAGGUUAGGAAGACUUGUUUUACAACCGUCAUUGGCUCAUGGUCUCGCGCUUGUAAAUCAGAGAUUGGCAGGGGGUGCAUCAUGCGUUGUAGUGACCACCAA